UGUCCUCAGUGUGACUCAUCAACCGAGCUCAAAGAACUCAACGACGCGGAAGACUUAGAGAUCAGUCCUAUACACUCAAGAAUGUUGCAAGUCUUGUCAUUUGUUGAGGACCAGAAGGUUUGCUCGGUUUCUGACAGCCAUUGUGUAGCACUGUGGCACUGUCUCGAAUGCGAUCGCUCGUUUUGUGACGAAUGCCUGAAAAAUCACUCGGAAUUCAUCAAAAAUCAUAACGUUUUYGCGUUGAAUGAGAUGACGAUGGAGGAUGUUCAGGUCAUGCUGAAAAAAGAAAGUCCUUGCAAAUCACACGCCAAUCAAGUUGUUACAUUGCAUUGUCAAAACUGCRACGAGCUCCUCUGCAGGCUUUGUUUGAAAGACGACUAUCACAAAAACCACAAGAAAACAUCCCUGAAAAAGUUYAUUGCUGAUUUUCUUGAAAAAAUCGAAUGGCUUAAUAGUAACGAAGAGGAAAAGAAACAACAAGAGCAUCUUGCGCUCAACAUUAAACGCGACGGACAAAAAGCUCAAGAACAAGUCAGUGAACUAACYAGAGAACUGGUUAACCAACUUCUAGAUCAAGAACAAGAACUUUUGAAAGCAAUCCAAAGGAACAUAAGGAAGGCCGACAGGAAUUUACGCAUAAUACAUCACACUUCAGGAGCACAAGAGUACAUCAUGUCCUUUAUUCAAAAUGAAACAGCAAGCGACAUGGUUGAAAUCAUUGACAUUCGUUCAGGCGCAGAAUGCAUGAAAACGUUCACCUUCRACGCCUUUCAAAAACACAUCGAUGGGAUGGAGUUCAAACCUAACUUAAAGAUUCGUAAAGAAGUGAAUACCGGCCUGGGAGUAGUAGGUGAGACACUGAAAAAGGCAGACCCACAGCUAAGCUCAUGGAAAGUCGAAACUCAUCACUUCGAGGCGAUGAAGACAGCGGCACUGAAAGURGUCCUCAAUAAUGGAGAAGUCUGUGACUCGUCACCUGAUGACGUUACAAUCCAUUUCACCCCUGAAAAUGACGUUAAAAUUGAAGAGAAACGAGUGACUCGUGACGAGCAAAUCGAAGUAACCUUUACUCCUCGUUUUCCUGGUCAGUUGACAGCAGAUGUUCAAGUACAUGGAAAUCCAGUAUCCAACAGUCCACUAGUGAUGGAGGUCAAACCACAACACAUUCAAGAGAUGAAAGAAUAUUCUGACCUGAAUGAAUAA
Exaiptasia diaphana is the source of this 1203-nucleotide messenger RNA. RefSeq names its product tripartite motif-containing protein 46. NCBI's taxonomy places the organism in Eukaryota, Metazoa, Cnidaria, Anthozoa, Actiniaria, Aiptasiidae. The record is from RefSeq and is a predicted model, not a curated record. Gene Ontology annotation, molecular function: zinc ion binding. The transcript has 2 exons. The annotation marks the transcript as partial.